Panicum virgatum (switchgrass) is the source of this 699-nucleotide messenger RNA. RefSeq lists its product as uncharacterized. The record is from RefSeq and is a predicted model, not a curated record. Lineage: Eukaryota; Viridiplantae; Streptophyta; Magnoliopsida; Poales; Poaceae. Gene Ontology annotation, molecular function: protein binding. Bases 1 to 699 code for a protein of 232 amino acids. The transcript is spliced from 2 exons.
AUGACGAAACGGGAAACCCUAUCUGAUCCGGCCACGCCGGCGACGUCUUCGCCGCCGGAUAGGGAGAGUUGGAGGGACUUCUCGGCGCUGCCCCGCGACGUCCUGAUGGGCAUCUUCAGCCGGCUCCCUCACGCCGACAUCCUCCGUGGCGCGGGGCUCGUGUGCGCGUCGUGGCGGCGUCUGGCCGUCGCCGAGCCCGAGCUGUGGAGGGACAUUGACCUCUCGUCGUCCGACGACGACAAGAUCGUCCGACGUCCGACUGCGAUGGAGCGCGCUGCCGUGGACCGAAGCGCCGGCCAGUGCCAAUCCUUCCGCGGCCCCGCGGACGGCGACUUCCUCGCCUACCUCGCCGCCAGGUCGCCCGACCUGAGGAGCAUCCAUGUCACGUCGUGGAUGUACAUGCCCCAUAGCGGAUUCGUCGAGGGAGUGAUCAAGAAGCUCCCGCUGCUGGAGCGGCUCGUCGUGUCGCGCGGCUACUUCGACGCGUCGGGCGAGGUGAUGCGCGCGUUCCUCGACCACUGCCCGCGCCUGGAGCUGCUCGACGCCGGCGGCUGCUACAACAGCUACGCCAUCGGGUACAGGCUGCGGGAGAGGUGCCACCGCACCAUCAGAAACCUGCGGCUGCCACAGGCCGACCUGAGCAGCUGCGGAUGCUGCAUGGAGUACGCUCAGAAACAUGCAGACCAACUGGACGAUUGA